AUGGUGAAUUUGAAGGGCCGUGAAAACGAGUUUAGAAACAAUGCCAUUGAGCUUAUCAGGCGUUUUCAAAAUGACAUUGGGGAGCUUGCAACCGAGGAGAGCAAAACCUUCAGGGAAAGGACGAUAUCUAUAGUUUUGGUUCCAAAUAAGACUGUUGUGCAGAAAGCUCAAGAGCCCCCAAAGAAAAAGGAAAAGUCAACAGUUACUGAAGUCUCAGCUGGUGUUUAA
This is a messenger RNA of Ilex paraguariensis (yerba mate), 228 nucleotides long. Lineage: Eukaryota; Viridiplantae; Streptophyta; Magnoliopsida; Aquifoliales; Aquifoliaceae. The record is from the annotation of a GenBank genome assembly.